This is a messenger RNA of Rhineura floridana, 1487 nucleotides long. RefSeq names its product GTP binding protein 10 (gene GTPBP10). The transcript has 10 exons. NCBI's taxonomy places the organism in Eukaryota, Metazoa, Chordata, Lepidosauria, Squamata, Rhineuridae. Gene Ontology annotation, molecular function: GTP binding; GTPase activity; magnesium ion binding. Gene Ontology annotation, cellular component: mitochondrion. Bases 158 to 1261 code for a protein of 367 amino acids. The record is from RefSeq and is a predicted model, not a curated record.
CGAAGCCCUCCGCCUUCUUCCUCCUCUCCGCGCUUUGCUCUCCUCCGAAUAGGCGGGCUCGCGGCGUGGCGUCACUAGUCUGCGCGGCAUCCCUUCCUCCCUGCAUGCGCCUUAGUUUUUGUAAGAGGAAGCCUGUAUCUUGCUCCCGGUGCCUAACAUGGUGCGGGUCACCCGAGCCCUACUCAGGGAGUAUGGCCGAUUUAUGGAUGACCUAAGGAUCUAUGUGAGAGGAGGAGCUGGUGGAAUGGGCCAUGCUAGAUUAGGCGGAGAAGGUGGAAAAGGCGGUGAUGUCUGGUUGGUAGCUCAGGAAAAAAUUACCUUGAAGAGAAUUAAAGAUCGAUAUCCAAGAAAACGGUUUACAGCAGGAGUAGGAGCCAACAGUAGUGUUGCUGCACUGAGAGGUGGUAAAGGAAAAGAUUGUGAAGUAAAUGUGCCUCCAGGAAUAUCGGUCACUACGGAUGAUGGGAAAGUGUUUGGUGAACUUAACCAAACAGGAGACAGAUUGUUGGUGGCACAAGGAGGGAUUGGUGGAUGCUUGGCUACACAUUUUUUGCCCUCCAAAGGUCAAAGACACAUGAUUCAUCUUGAUCUCAAACUUAUAGCAGACGUUGGCUUAGUUGGAUUUCCAAAUGCAGGAAAAUCCUCUUUGCUAACCAAGAUUUCUCAUGCAACACCUCAGAUUGCAGAUUAUGCCUUCACAACAAUAAAACCUGAACUUGGAAUAGUUAAGUAUGCUGAUUUCAAACAGAUCACAGUUGCUGAUCUACCAGGAUUGAUUGAAGGUGCACAUGCAAACAAAGGAAGAGGACACAAAUUCCUGAAGCACGUGGAAAGAACAAAACAGCUUCUUUUUGUUGUUGAUGUAUCUGGGUUUCAACUUUCUUCUACAACCCCAUUUAGGACAGCCUUUGAAACAGUAGUAUUAUUAGCAAAGGAGCUGGAACUGUAUAAAGAAGAACUUCGAACUAAACCUGCACUUCUUGCUGUUAAUAAAAUGGAUUUGCCCAGCGCGCAAGAAAAAUUGAAUGAGUUCAUGGAACAAUUGCAGAGUCCUCAAGAUUAUAUGCACACACUUUCAAAAAAGAUGAUUCCACAAAUCACUGUCAAGUUCAAAGAAAUCAUCCCUAUAUCCGCACACACUGGUGAAGGAAUUGAAGAACUGAUUAUGUGCUUAAGAAAAGUACUAGAUGAAGAAGCCGAGAAGAAGAUUGAAGAUUAUCAGAGGCAGCAGCUUCGUGGAUUGCGUCUCUCAGAAAUAUAGUAGCUCCUAACAUUCAAAAGCCAUUGUAUAAUGAUUAAGGCAUUAGUCUUUGCAGGCUUCUGAAUGCAAGUCAGUUUGUGGCAAGCCCUUACUUACACUCUCUGUCAGGUCAACCAUUUUAAAAGAAAGUAUGUUCUGUAGUAUCUGUAAAAUACAAAAGUGUGUAUCAUAUUUCAUUAAUGAGUCUGCAGGUUACAUAAACCUCUUAAUUAAGCAAGUUGUAAAA